UCAGGCGAUUCAAGUGUCAUUUACGAGCUGAAUAUGGCGGCAGUGGCCACUUGAUUGGCAGCGCUGAUGGGGGAAGGUAGCAAGCGUCCAGCAGAGGAAACUCAGGCAGAUGCUGACGCUGCGGUUGAAACGGCUUUGUCCAAACCAGAGUCCAGACCCCGAAAGCGGAGGAGUGGUUGGGAUGACGUGGGCGACGGCACUCAGGCUGUGGCAGCUGCACCCUUGACAGUUCCAAUGUCAGUCCCUCCUGGCGCGGCAGUGGUGGAGUUCAAGGUGGAUCAGGGCGUUGUUGGAUUUCUGAUCGGCAAAGGAGGCGAGACCUUGCGCUCCAUGGAGGUCAGCAGCACUGCCACCAUCAAAAUCGAUCAGAGUACUAAGGAGAUGGGCUACAGCAUGGUGCGGAUCACGGGCUCUCAGCAGGCUGUCGCCGUAGCCAAAGCUUUGUGUGAUGGCCGCGUGAAUGAGAAGCGUGGCCACAAUGCACAUCGCGGAGUCCAGCCCGGAGGAGCACAGCCCUUUGGAGCCGGAGGAGUCUCCGAUUCAGGCAAUGUAGGCUGGGAAACUCAAAUUGACCAGUCUAAUGUGGGAUUCUUCAUUGGCAAGCAGGGGGAGUACAUCAAGCGGAUACAGGCCCAAACUGGUGCCACUGUGGUCAUUGAUCAAGAGACCAAAGAGUAUGGGUACAGCAUGAUCCGCAUCAUGGACGGGCCAGGUUUGAGAGAAGCCUCAGAAAUGGUGAAGUACAGGCUGGAUCAAGUCAAGGAAGCUGCGGUGCAAAGAGCUCCAGCAGGUGAAUAUGAGGAGCUUAGUAUUGCUCAAGGACAAGUGGGUGCGAUCAUCGGUAAGGGUGGUGAGACCCUUCGACAGAUCAAGGCUGAAAGUGGAGCCAUUAUCGUGUUAAGCCAAGAGACGAAAGGCCAGGGCUUUAGCACGGUGCGCUUUGCCGGGAACUUCGAACAAGUGGCCAAAGCCAAAGAAUUGGUGCAGAUCCGACUGGCCGAGCGCGAGCAACAGCAGAGCCAAGGUUGGGGCUGCCAAGGUGGGUCCAACCAAUGGACCGGUGGUAACUGUGGUUGGGGCUAUGGCAACGAUUGGGAGGUAAACCCACCUCCACCCAAAGGGAACGGCAAAGGCUGGGGUGGAGAGGCUUGGAAUGGUGGCUGUGGUGCCUGUGGCAGCUGUGGCAGCUGUGGCAGUUGUGGCGGUUGUAGUGGUUGUGGCGGUUGUGGUGGCUGCGGUCCUGGACCGCCAGGUGGUUGUGCAUGUGGAGAUGGCUGCCAGGGCGGGUGUCUCGGCUGUCCCAGUUGUGGUCCCGGGGCGCCCAUCGGUGGUGACUAUGAGCCGAGUGGACCCUGCGCCCAUGCAGCGGGUGGACUCCAACCUAUGGCGCCAAUGCAGCCCAUGCAAUCGGGGAUGCAAAAUGGGAUGCCACCGAUGCAGGGCAUGCAACAAGGGAUGCAGCCAGGAAUGCAACCCAUGCAGCAAGCACAGUUUUCGCAACCCAUGCAACCCAUGCAACAGAUGCAGCCCAUGCAACAGCCAAUGAUGCAGCCUAUGCAGCAGCCGAUGCAACAGCCAAUGCUACAGCAACCAAUGCAACAACUGCAGCAACCACAACUUCAGCAGCCCAUGCAGCAACCGAUGCAGUUUCAAUCGCAGCCAUUCCAACAGCAGCCUAUGAUGCAACAAUCGCUUUCGCUCCAACCUUCUAUGCAACCCAUGCAGCCCAUGCAACCUCUUCAAUACCAAGGAGCCCAAGUGGGAGCGUACCCACAGCAACCGCAGCCACAGCAGCCGGGACUCUACGGGUGCUGAGACGCAAAUGGAGAUGCGUAGCGUAGUGCAGAAAAAGUGCGGCCCUUCAUUUGGAGCAGCCCGG
Molecule: messenger RNA, 1879 nt
Organism: Durusdinium trenchii
Lineage: Eukaryota; Dinophyceae; Suessiales; Symbiodiniaceae
Source: the annotation of a GenBank genome assembly